Molecule: messenger RNA, 2064 nt
Organism: Trichogramma pretiosum
Lineage: Eukaryota; Metazoa; Arthropoda; Insecta; Hymenoptera; Trichogrammatidae
Product: serine/threonine-protein phosphatase 6 regulatory ankyrin repeat subunit A-like
Exons: 3
Coding region: 1-1833 (610 amino acids)
Molecular function (GO): protein binding
Source: RefSeq, a predicted model, not a curated record
AUGAACUGCAUCGAGAAAUUGAAAAUUUUACGCGAUAAGGUUAAUUGGACGAGAGAAAACGAGCGACGUGGAUUGCUCAAGCAACUUUGUGCCUUGUCCAAAUUGAGCGAGCUAGCUUCGCUCGUCGAGUUUGUGGUCAAGACCGGCUACAGAGACGAGCCCGACGAGGUCGUCGAUAAAAACGUCGGCAAGGUCGAAUUGCGUCGUCGCACCACCGCGGUGCAUCGCGCGGUUACCUCUAGUCUCAAUCUCAACGACGCCAACCGCCGAUUGAUCCGCGAUCUGUUCCGAAUAUACGACAGAUUCGACGUGAAUUACAUCAACGAAUACGACGUGACGCAUUUCGAGGUGGCCUGCGUUUUUAGCUGCGACUAUGUUAUUGAGAAAUUCCUCGAGCUCGGCCAGGAUCCCAAUGGCCUCGCGCGACAAUCGGACAAACCGUCGCCGUUGCACUAUGCUCUGGCACGCCACUUCCAGAAGACGACCGAAUUACUGCUGAGAAGCGGCGCCGACCCGAAUUGGGCCCCCAGCUGCGGAACAACUCCACUGCAUUGGUGCUUAUUAUUUAGUAAUUGGAGGGAAGAAUCGGAGAUUUUCUCGUUCUUGAAAAUAUUUUUCGACAUCAACGACGAACUUCAUCAGCAGGUCAAGCUCGAUACCCCAGAAAAGAAACUGGGCCAGACACCGCUGCACCUUGCACUGCACUUCGGCCUCCAGAAGGUAGCAGAAUUGCUAUUGAGACGCGGGGCCAAUCCGAAUUUGGCCGAUAACGAUGGAACAACACCUCUGCACUUGCUUUGUCGGUGGUUCGACGAUAAAUUUUUGAAAAUAUUUUUCGAGAUAUGCGUCAAUCAAGUGGUGCAGGUCAACGUCGAGGACAAAUGGAAUGUGCGACCGCUGGACCGAGCUCUGGUUGACCGUAACAAGAAGGUGAUCGAGGUACUGCUGAGACGUGGUGCCGAUCCGAACUGGGUCGACCAGGACGGAAAGACUCCUCUGCACUGGAUUUGCGAAGGAUACUUUGAAGAAGUGACGAUGUCAUUUUUGAAGAUAAUCUUCGAGAUCGCCGACGACAAACAUCAGCUGGUGCAGGUCGAUGCCCAGGACAGGCGGGGUCGGACACCGCUGCAAUCAGCUGUAGAAAAACUUCAACCGUUUGUAGUCGAUAUACUGUUGGAUCAUGGGGCAGAUCCGUCUAGCUUCGUUUUUCCUUACGAAAGUUACAUCGGCAAGCGUUUUAACGUGUUUGAUCCGUUUAUAUUGGAAAAAAUGACCAGCGUGCUGAUGAUCGUCGAACUUCUAGAGAAAAAAGGACACAAUCUCAAUCUACGUAACGCUCUGUUGAUAUUAAAAACACUCGUUGCGUGCAAAUUUCUUGAUAGGUCGAUGAAUCCUGAAUUUUGGCCUAUCACCACAGAAUUCGCGAGCAAAUCAAAAGAGAUAAUGAUACGGUCCAAUGAUGAAAAUGAUAAGGAGGCAGCGAGAGAAGCAAAAGAUUUAUUGAACCGUCCGAGUCUGUCUCUUUACGAUUUUCUUCGGUUGCGACCCAAAGAGGCGGAAAAACUAGUUACAUAUGUUGACUGUUUGAAAUUGGCACGUUCUGAAAAAUUCAAGAAGCUUCCUCCUGGUUAUGAAUUGAAGUCGUGUACUGAGGUUGUGGGCCAGAUAAUGUCGAGAAGAUUUCGUCGGCGGUGGGCACUGGAAAUUUUUAUGGAGCUAUCAAGCUAUCAGUUGCCGAUUCUCUGCUGUGAAAAAAUAAUCAAUCUGCUGAAUGACAAGGAUUUUAUGAGAAUAUGCCUGACAGCAGAAAUUGUUCCUAAAGAAGAUACCUAAAAUAUGUCAUGCUGUUCACCAAGGGACAGAACGUCGAAGAAUUUAAUAUUUACAGCAUUAAAAAUAAUUAAAUAUCUUUGUCAGCGUUCAAAAUUAUCAUUAUAAGUAUAUCAAGUGAGAAUUGUAUUUCAUGGAAUAAAUAUAAUGAGUAAAAAAGUAAACUAGUGUAUACAGCAUUGAAGCAAUAGAUGGGAUUUGAAAUAUUAAUUUUGAAAAAAACCUUUCAAUCAU